CUAAUGUAUAAUUGGAACUAACUUAGUUUGUCUUUUCAUUAUGAUUGUGAGGUUGAAUGUUUCAUUUUUUGACAAUAGUACGACUUUUUGAAUCAAGCUACACCAAUACGAUAACAACAAUAAAAAAAACAUUUAACAAAUAAAACUAUAGACAACAUUAACAAAGAAAAUGCUGAAUAAGCCGCAAAAAUUAGGACUAGGAAUUUCCUUACUUCUUAUUGUCGACAUUAUAUGGGUAGCAUCAAGCGAACUAACAAAGUAUUUGUACAAGGAUGAGAACUUCGAUAAGCCAUUCUUCUGUACGUUUUUUAAGACUUCAAUGUUUACAAUUUACUUGGUAGUGAUGGGAAUGAUAGCACCAUGGCGAGAGGCAUGCAUGAGAAAUGGCAAUUAUCAAUUGGUUGAACCACAAGAUGAUACGGAUGGAUUUUUUACAAAUGGACUGAGCGAUUCUACUUUCGUUCCUAUAAAAACACCAGAAACAGAAAGCGACGAUUCCAGUAUUCGAAGUGUUCGAUUUAGUAAACUCGCAGAAGUAAGAGAAAUGAACGCAGCUGAAGCAACUGAGGCUCUAAUGUCAAGACUUUCAUAUGCUGCAUCAAUUCGAAUUCGUCGACAAAGAACGCACCAUAAAACAGCAAGAACGGCUUUAAUAUUUUGUAUUUUAUGGUUCAUUGCUAAUUAUAUGUUUCAAUUAGCAUUAGAUCCGAGCGAAGCAGCACUCGUUACACUCCUCAGCACCACAUCUAGUAUAUUUACAUUAGUUUUAGCUGCCUCAUUUCCAUCGUCAUCCGGCGACCGAUUUACAGUAUCCAAAUUAAUUGCAGUUUCAUUAUCAAUGUGCGGUGCUACAAUGGUCACAAUGUCCGAAAUUAGUGAGCCACAAAGUUCACGUGGAAUCGUUCUGAGUGUGUUAAGUGCUUUCUUUUAUGCAUGUUAUUUGGUGCUUGUAAAACGAAAAAAUGACACCGACGAGAAGAUUGAUAUAAUAGAAUUUUUUGGAUUUGUUGGAUUAUGGAAUACUUUACUCUUGUGGCCAUUAUUUAUAGUCCUAAACUUUUCACAAUUAGAAUCAUUCGAGAUGCCCAAUAAAAAGCAAUUUCUUAUACUUUUUAUAAAUGGAUUAAUUGGGACUGUUAUCUCAGAGGCUUUAUGGCUAUGGGGAUGUUUUCUUACAUCAUCGCUAAUUGCUACAGUUGCAAUAACUCUCACGAUACCCUUCUCAAUGAUUCUUGACGUAGUCCUAAGAAAUAAAGUUUAUCCACUCAAUUUUUAUCUCGGCUCGAUUCCGAUGUUUCUAUCUUUAAUAUUUAUCGCAUUUUUAAUGAAAUAUGAAGACGGUGAUCCAAUUAUGAAAGGAUUAAAAGUCGUUUACAGAAAAAUAUGGAACUGUAGACGAACAAAUAUUGUAAGAAUACAAGAUGACGAGCAAAACGAGUCAUUGAUUGACAAUAGUCAUGAUAAUUAGGAGCAUUUUGAUGGAUAAGGUUGAUGAAGAAUAAAAAUAAAUAAAAACCAUUGUGAUAAGCGUUCGAUCGCUGAAAAAAAAAAUUAAUUCGCGUACUUCAAAAUUUUUAAAACAAAAAAAAUUCUAAGUCGAGCACAUGGAUUCAUGUUGGAUUUCUUCAAAUUAAUUUUAUGUUUAUUGUGUUCUUCGUAUAAAGUUUAUUAUUUUAUUGUCAUUAAGAUUGUGUGUUAAAUUUGAGAAUAAUUGAGAUUUGUUGCUUUUUGGUAAGGGGCCGUUCGCUUAAGACGUCCAUGGGAGGGGAGGGGGGUCAGUAAGAAAAGAACAAUAGAAAUUCCUGAAAAUUCAUUGUUUUUUGAAAAAUGACCGGUUAUUUCGGACUUCAUAAGUUAACGACCCCUAAGAGAUAUUUGAUUCCUUGAGCUCGUCUAGAGGAGCUGGGCUUCAAACACCCCUUUGCCUAAGCCUUUGUUCCACAUACUUCAGUAAUUAACUAAGAAAUGAUAUCUCUGAUCCCUAAUCUGGGUAAAUCCUCUUUUUCUGAAGUGCUCAUCAGAUAAAUCGUUAAUUAAUGUGGAAAAAAAUCCCCAAAAUUCAGAUAAUUGUCUAAAAUCACCAGUUCCCAUCUAAGUGCAAAU
Chironomus riparius is the source of this 2103-nucleotide messenger RNA. The record is from the annotation of a GenBank genome assembly. NCBI's taxonomy places the organism in Eukaryota, Metazoa, Arthropoda, Insecta, Diptera, Chironomidae.